Molecule: messenger RNA, 2715 nt
Organism: Lolium perenne
Lineage: Eukaryota; Viridiplantae; Streptophyta; Magnoliopsida; Poales; Poaceae
Product: protein MICRORCHIDIA 4
Biological process (GO): regulation of apoptotic process
Cellular component (GO): nucleus
Molecular function (GO): ATP hydrolysis activity
Source: RefSeq, a predicted model, not a curated record
CCGCCGAUUCCGCACAUGAAGCCACGCGUGGUGAAAACCGAAGCGCCCGAGGACCGCCCCGCGCCGCCGCCGCCGCCGGCGACCGCCGCGGCCCGCGGCGGCGGCGGAUCGGCCGCCCCCCCGCAGCUGAUCGAGCUCAGCAGCAGCGACUCCGACUCCGACGCCGGCGCCGGCUCCAAGAGGGCGCGCCUGGCGGCGGAGGGCAGCGGCGGAGGGAAGCGCGCUAGGGUUUCCGCGGCGCCCGCGGACGUGCCGCCGGGCUUCCUCGAUCUGCUGCCCGCGCCCCCCACGCCCACGCCCUCGCCGCCGCCCUCGAGGACCGCCACCAAGCAGUUCUGGAAGGCCGGGGACUACGACGGGAAGCCCGCCGGGGAUGGGGAGCCGCCGCCUUCUGCAUCUGGUCUGGAACAUGUCCGUGUACAUCCUAAAUUCUUGCACUCAAAUGCGACAAGCCACAAGUGGGCGCUAGGGGCUUUGGCUGAGCUUCUGGACAACUCGCUCGAUGAAGUUAGAAAUGGAGCUACCUUUGUGAAUAUUGACAUGUUAGAGAACAGUAAAGACAAAACAAGAAUGCUCCUUGUCGAAGAUAAUGGUGGUGGAAUGGACCCUGAUAAAUUGCGGCAGUGCAUGUCCUUGGGUUAUUCAGCCAAGAGCCAAGUUGCAAAUACCAUCGGACAAUAUGGAAAUGGUUUCAAGACAAGUACAAUGAGACUUGGUGCUGAUGUUCUAGUCUUCUCCCGUAGUCGUGGAGAAAAAGGCAAAAGGCCUACACAAAGCAUUGGCAUGCUAUCCUAUACCUUUCUGAGGAGCACCGGUAAAGAGGAUAUUGUUGUUCCAAUGAUUGAUUAUCAAAAAAAUGAGCUGAAUUGGACAAGACAGCUGCGGAGUACAUUUACUGAUUGGAAUACAAGCCUACAGACUAUCAUUGCAUGGUCGCCCUAUAGAACUGAAGCAGAAUUACUUGAACAGUUUAGUUCUAUAAAGGAACAGGGGACUCGAGUUAUCAUUUACAAUCUUUGGGAAGAUGACCAAGGAGAUUUGGAGCUUGAUUUUGAUGCUGAUGUAAAUGAUAUUCAACUCAGAGGUGGUAACCGUGAUGAGAAGAAUAUCGAGAUGGCAAAGCGUUUUCCAAACUCCAAGCACUUCCUCACAUAUAGGCAUUCAUUGAGGAGUUAUGCAUCUAUCUUGUAUCUUAGAGUUCCAGAUGCUUUCCAAAUGAUAUUACGUGGAAAAGAGAUUGAGCACCAUAACAUUGUGACUGACAUGAUGCUGAAGAAAGAGGUUACAUACAGGCCGGUUGCAACUAAUGGACUUCCAAAAGAUUCAAAUAUGGUAGCUGAUGUGACAAUUGGCUUUGUAAAAGAUGCAAAACAUCAUGUUGACGUCCAAGGGUUUAACGUAUAUCACAGGAACCGUCUGAUAAAGCCUUUCUGGAGAGUGUGGACUGCUGCCGGAAGUGGUGGGCGUGGUGUUAUUGGUGUACUUGAGGCUAACUUCAUAGAGCCAGCUCAUGAUAAGCAGGACUUUGAGCGCACAACUCUUCUAGCAAGACUUGAAGCACGUUUAAUUCAAAUGCAGAAGGAUUACUGGUCAGGAAAUGCUCAUAGGAUCGGAUAUGUUGGGGCACGCUCUUUCCGAAGUUCUGAAACAGGAGAAGAAAACUCUCCUGAAGGCCCGCUAGGACCGCAAUCAUCACCUGGUCAUUCUGGGAAAGGCUAUCCAAAACAGCGCAACACUGGUAAAGGAUCUAGUAAAACGAACAGGAAAUUAAGCACACCUUAUAGUAUUCAGCAAGCUGAGAAGUCUGCUAGGACUAAGCGAUCCACAAAAUCAAUACUGCAUGGGCUAUCAGACACAAGUGAUGACAGUGAUUCUGAGUUCGUUGGCACGCCGUCAUUGAGGUCAAAAGCUCAUAUCCUGAAUGCACAUAGAAAAUAUUUCCAGAAUGGAAAUACUAGUAUGGCAACACCUCCGUCCAAUGGAUCAGCUGAAAAAGAGAGAAGCAUAACAAAAUCUCAGUUGGUGGAACAAAAUGCAGGAAGUAAUGGUGAUGAACAUUCCAUUGAUGAUCUUGAAACUAUCAAGCAAUUGAGGGAGGAAAACUCAUCUUUAAAGGAAAGGUUAUCGAGUGUGGAAGAGUCAAUGUCACAAGAGCUGAUUAUGGAACAGGACAAGAUCAAAUCUUUGACAGAGAGGGUGGAGGAUUUGGAGAGACAACUUGAAACUGCAAAUAAGGAACAAGAAGCACUGAUCGAUAUCUUUUCAGAAGAAAGAAGUCGGCGGGACGAAGAGGAGGAAAAUCUAAAAGAGAAGCUAAAGGAAGCAUCUUCCACCAUACAAGAGUUGCUGGAGAAAUUGAAUGCUGCCAAGAAAGGUCAAAAGGUGUGAGAAAAUAAGCAACGUUGCCACGGCCUCACUAACCAGAGAGACUUCAGUUUCAUGUAGUCACGCCCUGGGGCAUUGCUGUUGCCUUUCCCAAAUCUGUAGGUUUAAUAGGGCCGCAGCUCGUUUCCAUGUUCACACCUUCACUUAAAAGUUUAAGGUGUUAGUUCUAUUCCUUUUUCUGUUUAGAGUUGAGAUGCUAGGUGCGUCAUCUCGUCCAAGAUAAGCCACGAACGUUGUAUAUAGGCAUGAGAUGACCUCUAGAUUCAAUGUAAAUUAGAGUAACCACUUAGUUAUUUCACUGAGAUGUCCAUAAUGUAUGUCUGUAUCAAA